Diutina rugosa is the source of this 1329-nucleotide messenger RNA. RefSeq names its product snoRNA-binding rRNA-processing protein (gene ENP1). The record is from RefSeq and is a predicted model, not a curated record. The coding region runs from base 1 to 1329 and encodes 442 amino acids. Gene Ontology annotation, cellular component: cytoplasm; preribosome, small subunit precursor; nucleolus. Lineage: Eukaryota; Fungi; Ascomycota; Pichiomycetes; Serinales; Debaryomycetaceae. The transcript has a single exon. Gene Ontology annotation, molecular function: snoRNA binding. Gene Ontology annotation, biological process: rRNA processing.
AUGGGGAAGAUCACGGUUCGUGAGGGCCAGCUGCAACGUCACAACCCGUUACACGCAGAUAUCUCUUCUGCCGGGGGUACUUUCCGCGACCAGGCAGCGCAAAAGAAGAACAAGCACCGCCAGCAACAACAGGAUGACUUCCUCGACGCCAAAACCCUGGCGAAGAUUCUCGACUUAGCCAAGCAGCAACAGGACGAAAUCGAAGAAGAAGAAAACGGCAAGCCGUUGACGUUCUCGGAAAAGUUCAACCCGGAAGUUGAAGAGAGCGAGGAAGAAGAUGAAGAAGAGUACUCUGAGUUUGAAGUGGAUGAAGAAGUAGAGGUCGAUGAGGCCGAUACUGCGAUGUUUGACAAAUACUUCGGUAACCAAAACGGCCUGAUUAACCUUGCCGAUAAGAUUUUGGCCAAGAUUGCGGAGACUGAGGCGGCGAAGAAGGCUGAGACUGAAGGGGUGCCUCGUCAAGACGGGGUGAGAUUACCGCCUAAGGUGAUUGCCGCCUACGAAAAGAUCGGGCUCAUAUUGCUGCUGUACUCGCACGGUAAGCUCCCUAAGCUUUUCAAAGUGAUGCCGUCGUUGCGCAACUGGGAGGACGUGUUGUACGUGACUAAUCCUGACAACUGGACCGUCCACGCCGUCUACGAGGCGACGAAGCUCUUUGUGUCCAAUUUGCUGGCAAACGAAGCUCAGAAGUUUGUUGAACAAGUGUUGCUCCACCGGUUCCGGCGCGAGAUCGAGGAGCUGGACGACCACUCGCUUAACUACCACAUCUACCGUGCCCUCAAAAAGCUGUUGUAUAAGCCGGCUGCAUUCUUUAAAGGGUUCCUUCUUCCGUUAGUUGACGGCUACGCCACCACCAGAGAAGCCACCAUCGCCGCCUCGGUGUUGUCUAAGGUGUCGGUGCCCGUGCUCCACUCGUCGGUGGCGUUGGCUCAGCUUACCAAGAGACCUUUCCGCCCCGCCACCACCGUAUUCAUCCGUGUGCUCAUCGAGAAGAAGUACGCUUUGCCCUACCAGACUGUCGAUGAGUUGGUGUUUUACUUCAUGAGAUUCCGUAAUGCUGCUCAGAGCCAAGAAAUGCAAAUUGACGGUGUGCAAUCACAGCAGUCUGAAGAGAUAGAGUUGCCGGUGGUGUGGCACAAGGCCUUCUUGGCGUUUGCCCAACGGUACAAGAACGAUAUCACCGACGACCAGCGCGAUUUCUUAUUGGAAACUGUCCGUCAACGGUUCCACCCCGGGAUGGGUCCAGAAAUCCGUCGUGAGUUAUUGGCGGGGAAGCCGAGAUUGACGGGUGAAGGUGAAGGUGAAGUGACGAUGGCUGACGCGUUUUAA